Messenger RNA from Penaeus chinensis, 1807 nucleotides. RefSeq lists its product as uncharacterized. The record is from RefSeq and is a predicted model, not a curated record. The transcript has 8 exons. The coding region runs from base 61 to 996 and encodes 311 amino acids. Lineage: Eukaryota; Metazoa; Arthropoda; Malacostraca; Decapoda; Penaeidae.
AGGAAAUCCAGUCUCGUUUUGUCCUCCAGUUUAGCGACAAGCUUUUGAAAGCUCUUUGUAAUGGGGAAAAUUCUCCUCUUUGCUCUACUGAUUGGUGGUGUGGUACAAAAUAUAAUCGUGGCCGCCCGCGACUGCGUUGAAGGCUGCAGCGUCCUCCGCCUCCACGGGCUGUCUCGUUCCCUCCUCCAUGGCUUAGCCCCGUUGUACUUCUGGCCUCCAGAGGAAGUCGAUCUGUGGCUGGAAGUGUCGACAUUUUCCAGCUUCUUCUUCAUUCGAGGUUCUGAGAAGAUACAUACGUGGCAUGAGAUCACUUUUACCAGUGGAGAUAAACCGGGAGAAAGCUGUGUAACUGCACCUACCAUUUUACCAAACAAAAUUUGCGGUUCUCAGGACUACGUGUAUCUGCAUGCAAACCGGCCGGCGUUCUGGGCUGUAAACUGCCCCGCAACUCCCUGUGACUGUCCUGAGAAGACCAUCGAAAAAUGCAGAAAUAUUUCGUCAGUGUCAGCAACAUCAUGCGAGAAUCACGAAUUAUAUGCACUCAGAAUCCCUCUUGACAGAGCCUCCACAUGGUACUGGUGGCCCGGAAAAACAGACGAGAUAAGAUUGGAGUUCCCUCGUGACUCAUAUGAAACAUAUAGUCUCCGUCAGACCGAGAAUGGACAGUGGCACGAUUUCACGGUUGUGGGAAACGGAGGGAACGAAGAUGGAUCGAAAAACAAAACCUGUACGAUUAUCAGUCGCAGUUUGGGCCUGGUUCUCCACUGCUCAAAGAAGGUUGACAGAGACAGUGAUCUGCACGUGAAGACUUUCAGCGCAGGGAAGGCGAGGACUAGCUUCUGGGCGCCCAAAUGUCCACCAAAGGCCCUGACUAUGGAAAUUGCGGAAACUUCAGAAUCAGCGGUGGAAUUGCGACCGACGUUGGCUGCGCGGUGUGCACACCAUGAUCAUAGAUUAUGUUACAGUCCACGGAGAGUCGCAGUAAAUAGGACCUAACAAGUAUCCUUUAAAGCCCUCUAUUUCGGAUGUUGUGUUUGCCUGCUGUCAAUGGUACAUUAUUAUGUGCUGUUUUUCAUUCAAACUUUAACUUUUGCUUUGUGGUUGUAUAGUUUGUAUAAUAAGCCUUGCAUCUUAGAAGUGCUGAUUGCACAAUGUGUUUGUUAUUAGAAACUUAUUUUUUAGAUGAAGUUUAUUCAUUGGAACUACUGUGAAUGUACUGUUUGUACAUUGGAACUAUUACAUUUCGAAUAUACUGUAUGGAUACUGAAAGUUAUAUAUUUCGAAUGUACCGUAUUUACAAUGAAACUGUUACAUUUUGGAUAUAUUAGAUCGUCUGUCUCUGUCUCUCUCUCUCUCUGUCUCUCUAUCUCUCUCUCUUUCUCUCUCUCUCUCUCUAUCUCUCUCUCAUUCUUUCUCUUUCUCAUUCUCUCUCUCUCUCUCUCUCUCUAUCUAUCUAUCUAUCUCCCUCUUUGUGUGUCUGUGUGUGUCUGUCUGUCUGUCUCGAUCUAUCUGCAUAUCAAUCUGUCAAGGCUAUAUAUCCAUAAUUAAUUAUAUCACGCUAACCCAGUCCAUUAUGCUGACCGAGCUUCAUAUCCCCGUUCGGUGUUCUUGCGCGUCUCGGAGGUCAACCUAAGCUGCGUGGUCACGUGACCUCGCCCUCGAGCAGGUCACGCCCAGACAGGCCGCAAACAGUCCUUCCAUCCCACCGCCGCUCUUCUCGCACCUUCCUCUCAAGACGCCGACCAUUACCGUAGAUUUUAAUUAUCUUUACGCUGUGCUUCUUCAGAAUAUUAAAUACAUAUGGCUG